This is a messenger RNA of Cladophialophora immunda, 3220 nucleotides long. RefSeq lists its product as uncharacterized. The coding region runs from base 104 to 3118 and encodes 1004 amino acids. Lineage: Eukaryota; Fungi; Ascomycota; Eurotiomycetes; Chaetothyriales; Herpotrichiellaceae. The transcript has 3 exons. The record is from RefSeq and is a predicted model, not a curated record.
UGGAAAGCCAACCCUUGAAUUGUUAACGACUCUGUUUUUGCGAUCAGGGACCGUGCGUCAGGCACUUCACCACUAAUAUCUCCAGCCAGUUUAUUGAACAGCGAUGGCGUCAAAGUGUGCCCUGCUUGACGAGGCCGCUACGGCCGGGGUAUUGAAGUUCCCUCAUGAGGCACGAAAGGAUCCCAAAAGUCACAACUUGGUCGAAGCUGCUGCCCGGAUCGAAUCCUUCUCCGAGAAGGCGAAAGGAAGGGUCACUUUAUUCCUGGGUGCAGCGAUUUCCACUUUCAAGCCAGCUCAAUUACCUAUGUGGAAUGACUUUGUGGAACUGUUGUGGACGUCGGCGUUGAAUGUGGCCGUCACAGACAUCCAGCCUGAUACAGUGUCCGAGGGAAUCCUGGGCUUUUUCGACCGCCUCAAGAACACCGUCCCCAACUACAUGGUUACCGAAGUCAUCUCAAGACGCCUUGGUCAACAAUAUCUGCAAGUCUUGGACGCAUUUCGGGCCGAGAAGCGAGAGGAUGGAGCUUUUGCGUUCAACAAGAUACACACGUGGGCCGCUGAGCUUCUCUCUGCUGGCGCAGUUGCUGCAGUUAUGACCACAAAUUUUGACAACUACCUGGAGAAGGCAAUCGAGAGUAAGACGUCGCUCUUUUACCAGGUCGUUGGGGAUCCUCAUGUGGACGGCAAGGAAAUUUCGGCCCGUUUGCCAUUGACAUCUUCAGCCAAAAAGUUGGUUCUGAUAGUGAAUGGUGCCAAAGCCUUUGCCUUUAUACGAUCUCUUAUGCCACAGCUGGGGAACGGCAAGGUAACAUUCCUCUUCAAAAUCCACGGGUCUUGCUAUGACCCCGUCAGCUGCAUUGACACUCGACUACAACGUGCCCAAGGUCUGCCUUCUUUUGCAACCGAUGUGCUCGAUAUUCUCCUCAAACGGACGGUGUGGCUGGUUGCAGGCUUUAGUGGGAGUGACAUGAAUGACAACCUUGACUACCUUCGCUUUCUAUCAAACAAGAGGCAGGCCUCAAUUAUUUGGCUCAUGCUCCCCCAGAGCCCCUGGGAAUCAUCAAUGGAGGGCCUCACCCAGAAUAUGGACCUUAAAAAGGACUCGCCUGUUGGAUUCUGCCUUCUUAAUGGCUAUUUUCUUGGAGAAAGACAUUCUGGCGAAAGCAAAUUCCCUCGUUUUGAGCAGAAGAUCAAGUUAUGGGCCGAAGGGUUGGGACCGGAUUGGUGCAAACUGAUCUUGAUCGACUUGAUCACUCUGUUCGAGGAGAGGAGUGCGGAAAAGGCUUAUCCAGAACUUCUGCAAAGACUCAAUGGGGGAACGCCGCCGAGACAGGACUGGAAUGGCAUCCUGCAACAUAUGGACCUCCAGACAGAAGAAUCUCAGGUCGGGCCAGCCAAGUGUUGUGCCGAAGUAUGGGAAACGCUAAGCUAUAUUCUCGAGGACGAAGGCCCAUUCACGCUGGAAGCGAAGCAGGGCUUUUGCAACAGGCUGAAUGAAGGUCUCAAAGAACUAGGGCUGCACCAUGCAAAACUCGAAGAAGCGGCUUUGCUCCAAGUGCCUGCUCGGCAUCAUGCCCAAACAUGGGUCGUGAGUGCACUGAGCGGGCUGGCGAUGCUAUGCGGAGGCAAAAUGGAAGAAGCUGCCAGAGCGCUGCGGAUAUCAAGCGGCGUUGCUUGGGUUGUCGGAAACUACGAGAGCCGCCAUUUGAUCGAGGACGUCCUGGCUGCCAUCCUCCACCAGCCGGUAGCUUCAACCAAGCCCAAACCUGCCAACACCAGCGGCGUUCAACAGAGCGCAAAGUGCGUGGCCUUCAGCCCUUCGCUGGAUAACGUCAAUGCCAAAAUGAAUCGAUUUGGUGUCCCUCCGGAAAAUUACAUGAGAGCCUUGCUACAUCGGUCUAUUCUGUUUGCAGAUGGCAUGGUUGUCCCUCCGAACACGAUCACCAACUCUACGGUGUUUGUGGAUGAGAUAUUGUUCCAGGGCGAGCGCGAUCAGUUGGAUGAAGUCUACAUGCGCCAUGUAUUCCCAAUCUUAUCCGCAAAGCUAAAAGAUGGACCUCGCAAGUUGCAAAGGUGUCGUGAGACCAGGGCGAAACUAUACAUUUUUGAACCGGUCAACGAGGAUCACAUUGCGCAGAUGGACGACUAUUUCGAUGAUCCAGCAAACGCUCAUCAGAUUCUUUACUAUGACGAACCUACACUGAGCCGAGACUAUGGCAGGUAUUUGCGGGCUGAAGUCGACCCUCUCCAUCGGGAAGAAACCAUUGAACAUCUCGUACAACUUUGGAACCACAUCGAAGCAGGGGGUCGUUGGGAUGUUGACGACAACUAUGUUGAACGUUCUUCCAUUGCCAAAGAGGCGGCUCAAGACCUUUCUGACUCCCUUCACCUGCUGUCUAAGCACCUUCCGGAAGCGGUUUUUCGAUCCCCGCUGUACAAAUUCGCAGAUCUGUUUGACGAGGCAAGCGACCGAGAUAGUGUCAUCCAGUUUUUGACCAAGGACACGGGCGAGAAGGCUAAGCUGCAGCUCUUGAAGGCGCGGGAUCGGAUCGUUGAGAAACCUUGGCUCUAUGGCCCCUUCUGCCACGAGAUCUUCGACGCCCCAUACCGGGCAACUCUGACUUUCGACUAUGCUUCGCGGGCUGAGAACGAAACGCUCAUCUUUCUCGAGGACGACGAGGUUCCUUCGUGGCAGUUCAUGUCGUCGGUCGCGCACGUGGGAGACUCCCAGAAGAGCUUCUCGACUUGUGCUAUCUCUUCUGGCAGCCAUAAGUACUCGUCCCUCCUCCUAAGUCAGAUGCCUGCGGCAGCGUUGUUGGACCUGAGGGACGAGCUGGCCCCCGUUCGAGAGAAGAUCUUCCACGGCGUGGAGCUCUCGGCUGACGACGUGCAGAAAAUGAAGAGUGCGAUGCGUUCGUUUGAAAACCGGUCGCUGGUUCUACCUGAGGUGGAAAUCCAAGAUAUCAUUGAUGUUGAUCAACGCAUCAAAGGGCCGGCCAAAAAGCUCCUCUCGCAGUGUCUCUUUUUAGUGAGAAAGGGCCUUCCGCUGGAGCCCAUGUAUGAAGAGGCUCAAGUGACGCUUCCCGGUCUGCUGGCCUUGCGGCGAGAAGGUGUUUGAACAGCGCAUGGCAAAGGGUGAAGUUGCGGAACGAGUACCUGGAUAGUCUGUGACCAUUAGAGAUCGAUUAGUGUCGGUAUCUUCCUCAAGGAUACUGAAUGC